UGAAGGGGAGGAUUUGGCCACCCAAAUCUCGAAACAAAACUUCAUGUCAAGAUCUGACAGAGUCACUCGAUUAACUGGAUGUGAAUGUCAUCAGCCUCUGAAUACAGAAGGUGAACUAUUUGUCUCUUCUGUCUGCUUCCAGAGGUUUUAAACAUCAGCCUGACCGAAUAGCACUGGGACUGUGACACCUGAGCGAGAGUGUUCCAGUGAACUGACUGUAGAUAGAGUUUUAACGUGUUACAAAUAAACUGAAAAAAAAUUUCAUCGUUCGCAGCAGGGAGAGACGGUACAUGUGCUCUAUGUAUUAACAAGGUUUCAAUUGAUCUUCAAUCUGGAGAAGCACAAGGAUACAAGGACCAUGGAGAAUCGGUGGAAAUGUGGGGACUGUGGGAAGGGAUUCCGUGUCCCGUCUGCCCUGGAAAUGCAUCGACGGGUUCACACCGGGGCGAGGCUGUUCACCUGCCCUGUCUGCGGGAAGGGAUUCACUCACUUACGCCACGUGGUAACACACCAGCAAGUUCACAUUGGGGCAGAGCCAAUUACCUGCCCCACGUGUGGGAAAACUUUCCCUCAACUGUCCACCCUGGAGCAGCACCAGCAGAUUCACACCGGGAAGAGGCCGUUCCCCUGCUCCGAGUGUGACAAAGGAUUCAGCUCAUCAUCCGCCCAGUGUAACCACCAGACAGCUCACACCAGAGAGAGGCGGUUCACCUGCUCCGUGUGUGGGAAGGUAUUCAGUCGUUCGAACAGCCUGCUAACCCACCAGCUCGUCCACACUGGCGAAUGGCCCUUCACUUGCUUUGUGUGCGGGAAGGGCUUCACUCGCUCGUCCCAUUUGCUGACGCACCAGUGUGUUCACACCGGGGAGAGGCCGUUCACCUGCUCCGAGUGCGGGAAGGGCUUCAUUCGUUCGUCCCAUUUGCUGACCCACCGACACAUUCACACGGGGGAGAGGCCGUUCACCUGCUCCGUGUGUGGGAGAGGGUUCACUCAGUCGUCCCCCCUGCAGCGACACCAGCGGGUCCACACCGGCGAGAAUCCGUUCACCUGCUCCUUGUGCGGGAAGCGAUUCACUCAGUCGUCGAACUUGCUGCGGCACCAACACGUUCACACUGGGGAGAAGCCAUGGCUGUGUGGGGACUGUGGGAAACGAUUCAAGUUCCCAUCUGGGCUGGAGAGUCAUCGGCGUGUUCACACCGGGGAGACGCCGUUCACCUGCUCAGACUGUGGGAAGGAUUUCCCUGACUCCUAUUCCCUACUGAGACACCAGCAAGUUCACACCAGGGAGAGGCCGUUCACUUGCUUCAGGUGUGGGAAGGGAUUCAGGCAGUUAUGCAACCUUCAACAACACGACAAAAUUCACACCGGGGAGAGGCCGUUCAUCUGCUCCAAUUGUGGGAAGGGUUUCGAAAAUUUCUCUGCCCUACUGACACACCAGCGAAUACACACUGGAGAGAAGCCAUUCACUUGCUCGGAGUGCGGGAAGGGAUUUGAUCAGGCUGCUUUGCUGGUGGCCCACAAGCAAGUUCACACCGGGGAAAGGCCAUUCAUCUGCUUCAGGUGUGGGAAGGGAUUCAGCUUGUUAUCUGCCCUUCGAAAACAUGAGCGAAUUCACACCGGGGAUAGGCCGUUCACCUGUUCUGAGUGCGGGAAGGGCUUCGCUCGCUCCUCUUCCCUACUGUCACACCAGCGAGUUCACACCGGGGAGAAGCCAUUCACCUGCUUCGCAUGUGAAAAGACAUUCUGUCAGUUGUACAGCCUUCAAAAACACGAGAGAACUCACACCGGGGAAUGGCCGUUCACCUGCUCGGAAUGCGGGAAGGGAUGUAGUUCGUUAUCCAGACUGCUGGCACACCAGCGGGUUCACACUGGGGAGAGGCCAUUCACCUGCUCUGAGUGUGGAGAAACAUUCAGCGAUCCAUCCGGGAUGCGGAGACACCAACGGGUCCACACCGGGGAGAAGCCUUUCACCUGUUCUGAGUGUGGAAAGGGAUUCGCUCAUGCCGGUGACCUCAGAACUCACCAGCAACUUCACACCGGGGAGAGGCGUUUCACCUGCUCUGAGUGUGGAAAGGGCUUCACUCAGUCGGGCCCACUGUUGACCCACCAGCGCAUGCACACCGGGGAGCGACCAUUCCCCUGCACCAUUUGUGGGAAAGCGUUCAGGGACUCACCGACUCUGCUGAGACACCAGCGAAUUCACACCGGGGAGAAGCCAUUCAUCUGCUCUGUGUGUGGGAAGGGAUUUAUCCAGAGAUACAAGCUGCGGAGGCACCAGAAAGUUCAUCAGCGAAGACAGCAGUUGGACGCUGCUGUUCAUUGCUGCUGAGAAUCGCAUCCAAGACUGAGCCAUGUUCAUUUGGACAGUGGGUGAAGUGGGAGGGAUAGUGGGCUUUUUUAUUGCAGUGGGGCUGACGCUGUUUCAGCCUAGAACUGCACAUU
Molecule: messenger RNA, 2442 nt
Organism: Rhincodon typus (whale shark)
Lineage: Eukaryota; Metazoa; Chordata; Chondrichthyes; Orectolobiformes; Rhincodontidae
Product: gastrula zinc finger protein XlCGF57.1-like
Exons: 2
Coding region: 359-2329 (656 amino acids)
Biological process (GO): regulation of transcription by RNA polymerase II
Cellular component (GO): nucleus
Molecular function (GO): RNA polymerase II cis-regulatory region sequence-specific DNA binding; DNA-binding transcription activator activity, RNA polymerase II-specific
Source: RefSeq, a predicted model, not a curated record